AUGCUCUACUCCAUCAUCCUCCCGACUUACAAUGAGCGUGAAAAUCUUCCAAUCAUUUACUAUUUGAUUGACAAGACUUUCACAGAAGCAAAAUUGAAUUAUGAAGUUGUCAUUGUGGACGAUUCGUCUCCCGACAACACAUUGGAGGUGGCCAAGGCCAUACAGAAAUCCUAUGGGGAGAAGCACGUUACUAUUGUGUCUCGGGAGGGAAAGCUUGGUUUGGGUACCGCCUACAUUGCUGGAUUGAAGGUUGCCAAGGGAGAGAGAAUCGUACUCAUGGAUGCUGACCUAAGUCACCAUCCAAAAGAAAUUCCCAAAAUGAUCCAAGUUAUGGAUGAAACCAAAGUGGAAAUUGUGACAGGCACACGAUACGCCAAGGGAGGAGGUGUGUAUGGCUGGGACCUGAAGCGAAAGAUUACCUCCAAGGGAGCCAACUUCUUGGCUGAUUUUCUAUUGAACCCAGGUGUAUCAGAUUUGACUGGAUCAUUUCGAUUGUACGAACGAAAAGUCUUGGAAACCAUCCUUCCCGAGAUUAGGUGCAAAGGUUAUGCCUUUCAGAUGGAGAUUAUUGUGAGAUCGAAACACGCUGGCUUCAAGGUGGAGGAAGUUCCUAUAGUGUUUGUGGAUAGAAUCUAUGGUGAAUCGAAACUGGGUCUCAAUGAAAUUACACUAUUUAUCAAAGGACUGCUGCAGCUGUUUGUAACGUACUAA
Messenger RNA from Cylindrotheca closterium, 711 nucleotides. The record is from the annotation of a GenBank genome assembly. NCBI's taxonomy places the organism in Eukaryota, Bacillariophyta, Bacillariophyceae, Bacillariales, Bacillariaceae.